Messenger RNA from Strongylocentrotus purpuratus (purple sea urchin), 652 nucleotides. RefSeq names its product S-methylmethionine--homocysteine S-methyltransferase BHMT2-like. The record is from RefSeq and is a predicted model, not a curated record. Lineage: Eukaryota; Metazoa; Echinodermata; Echinoidea; Camarodonta; Strongylocentrotidae. The coding region runs from base 80 to 643 and encodes 187 amino acids. The transcript has 3 exons.
AUUAGAUAAUGUAUCGGUCUCAUCGUGGACUAUCAUUGACUGACUGAGUAGAUUUUUGUUUCAAACUCCCUCAUUUUUGAUGGCAGGACUUCCAGCUGUAGUUACCCUCACAGUUCAAAUAGCACGAGAUGAGAAUGGAAAGCUAUGUACUAACGAUAAAGUGGAGGCGACGGAAGCCUUACGAAAACUGGAAAAAGCAGGAGCCGAUGUGGUCGGCUUCAACUGUUCUCGGGGUCCCGACACCAUUCUACCACUCUUGGAGGACGCCAAGAAAGCUGGAAUUAAGGUUCCACUGGCAGUGUUACCUGUACCAUAUAGGACAACACAGGAACAACCCACCUUCAUGACUCUUACAGACACCAAGACCGGAAAACUUUGCUUCCCUGUUGACCUUGAUUGUCAUCUGUGCACUCGGAAUGAUAUCGUCAAAUUCGGAAAGCGCUGCGCCGAACUAGGCAUUCCCUAUGUGGGUUUGUGUUGCGGUAAUUCGCCGCACUACACUCGAAGCUUGGCCGAGAGUCUUGGUCGGAAACCCGAAGCUACCCGAUAUUCCCCGAAUAUGUCUCUCCAUGUGAUUUACGGGGCGGACGAAAAACUCAAUGCUUAUGAAAGGGAGAGUGCAGCUAAUAACAAUAACCGUUAAUUUGGUAAU